AUGUCUCUCCCCGCACUCAUUAGCGGGGCUGAUUGUGGUCCCGGGAACCCCUUGCAAGGGCUAUCGAAGCAGUUUGACAGAGAUCGGAGCAUUCAACAAGAUCACUUUGCGAGCAGCAGUCGAGCAGGACCAUCUAGACAGACGUUCCGAACCCAACAUACUGAAUCAUCGCAAUCUGCAGCUCUCGCACAUGAUGCUAACCAGUUUUUCUCGCGGCAAACGACCAUACCGUCUGCAAUGUCCACACCUUUCGAUUUAUCAUCUUUAAGUCAUGCACUACCCAAUGAAAUCUCAAGUUCCGGUUCUGUGCCGCAUUUUAGACCCCAAGGUGCCCGUACACCUGUACCAGCAUGGGCGUUAGAUUUUACGACGAGCCCGACGUCAUCUACGCCAAUCCACCAAUCCGGUGAGUUCAGACUUACAAAAAGCAUGGGUCCUGGAUUGAUCUCGAAUGAAGCUUGGAAAGCUGAGUUUGGGACAGCGUUUGAACAGACUGGUCCAUCAUCCGCUGGAUUAAACCAAGCAGAUCAAGUGGCACACGCUCUGCCUCCAUUGGCAAGAAUGGGUAUGCAACCACAUUCCCCACUUCUACAACAACAAACACACACAACGGAAACCGACUGGGCGACGCAUUUUGCUAGCAUAGAAGAGGAAACCCUUCCGGCUCCAAUUCAUGCACCGGCGGAGUCCCAAGCUCAAGCUACAAUUGAUGAUUCCCAACAAGCUGCUGUUGAGGCAGAUGACCUCGCAGGCGUUGCUGGCCUCUUGAUUGAUUCGAUGAAGAACGAAACAAAUCCUAGAUUCAAACAGAGUCAAUUCAUGGGCCUUAUGCAUCGAAUACGCGGACGAGAAGUUAUCGUUGAAGGAAACGACAUGGUCGAGAAGGACACCCGCACUUCGUACCUAGCCGUGGCGUCAAACGACAAAGGCAAAGGGAGAGGGAUUCAAGAAGGUAGUCCUGUCCUCGUCGGCUCUGCACCCCCGCUCCACGCUUAUGCUCCGACAACGCUUACCCAACCGCAACAUUACAGCUCCCCAAUGAAUGAGUACGAUACGAAGAAUCCGUUAGGUGAAUACUAUCGUAUGGCCAUGCAACUUGAUCAGCGUCGUCAUCAGCAUGUAGAUUCAUUAUCUCAAGAAUCCAUCUCGCUAAGCAAGGAAGAGCCUGAAUCACCAGUCAUGUUAGGCAGAGAUUAUCUGCUACGCGACCAAUCUACAAAUGGAUCUCAUAUUAUGGAAGAGUGGGGGAGGCUGCAGGCCAGUUGGGAUGAAUUGGACACGACAGCUUCGGGACUGGUGUACAAUGGUGAACAGCAACUGUCGGGAAGUGAAGAUCAGACGAAGUACGUCUUCCAGACGACCAAUCCGUAUUUGCAGACAACGAGAAAUCAUAUGAUGCACACGGGUCAGGAGCUACCACACCAGAGUGUCCUUCAAACUGAGGCAGCCGUACAACAAGAACCACACAAUGCGGAACGCUGGUUUGAGCUGGGCGUCAAGCAACAAGAAAAUGAACGUGAAGAACAAGCCAUCCAAGCACUCCACCAAGCUGUUCACAUAGAUCCAAAACAUCUUCCAUCAUUGCUCGCACUAGCCGUUUCGCACACGAAUGAGAAUGAUCGUGAAGCCUCCCUUGAUGCGAUUCAGCAUUGGAUCGAUGCAAAUGAUGCAUAUGCCGAGGUGGUUAGCGGGUGGAGGAAAUUGAAUGAUUUGUCAAUUGAGAAGAAUGCGGGUAGCGGUAGGGGAUCAUUGAAGGAGAGGCAGAAAGAACUCUUGGAGUGUUUGAUGAUGAUGGCGAGGAUGUCCCCUGAUGGUCAAAUCGAUCCUGAUGUGCAGAUUGCGUUGGGUGUAUUGCUGAAUACGAGCGAGGAAUACUCAAAGGCACAGGAUUGUUUCCAAGCCGCGCUUACCGUACGGCCCAACGAUUGGCUAUUAUACAAUAGGGUCGGUGCUACCCUUGCCAAUAGCGGACGCCCUGCUGAGGCUGUAGGAUAUUACUUCCGAGCCCUGGAACUGAAUCCAUCUUACAUCCGAGCAAGGCAGCUGAGGAAUAAUUGCUCGUCUCCAUUUAAUAGAUUCAACCUCGGCAUUUCUUGCAUCAAUCUAAGGAUGUUUGAUGAAGCAGCCCGGCAUAUUCUAGACGCAUUGGUUCUCCAGGAACAAGACGAUUCUCCGGAAAAGGGGGUUGAGCAUGGGCUCCCAAAUUCGACGCUGUGGGAAUCUCUUCAAACAGCAUGUAUCCACCUCCAACGGAAUGAUCUUAUUGAGCUUUGUGAACGCAAGGACCUUAACGGUACUAGACUUUAUCCGUGUACCCCGUACCUAAUACUGAUGGUAACCGUUUUCUUCAACAGGCUUCCGUGA
Molecule: messenger RNA, 2364 nt
Organism: Cantharellus anzutake
Lineage: Eukaryota; Fungi; Basidiomycota; Agaricomycetes; Cantharellales; Hydnaceae
Exons: 9
Coding region: 1-2364 (787 amino acids)
Biological process (GO): protein import into peroxisome matrix, docking
Cellular component (GO): peroxisomal membrane; cytosol
Molecular function (GO): protein binding
Source: RefSeq, a predicted model, not a curated record